This is a messenger RNA of Acanthaster planci (crown-of-thorns starfish), 1679 nucleotides long. RefSeq names its product fucose mutarotase-like. Gene Ontology annotation, biological process: fucose metabolic process. Lineage: Eukaryota; Metazoa; Echinodermata; Asteroidea; Valvatida; Acanthasteridae. Gene Ontology annotation, molecular function: racemase and epimerase activity, acting on carbohydrates and derivatives; fucose binding. The record is from RefSeq and is a predicted model, not a curated record.
GCUCCGUACAGUUGAAUUCAUCUUUGUUGUAGCGGGAACCAGCUGCAUCGUAGAUUUGUGAGCAACAGUUACCUGCGAAAAGAUGGUGGUUCUGAAGGGAAUUCCGAGAAUUUUGUCGCCGGAACUUCUGCAUGUCCUGGCCCAAAUGGGCCAUGGAGACGAGAUCGUUCUGGCUGAUGCAAAUUUUCCCUCAAGUUCAAUCUGCGGUGCUGGACCAAAAGAAAUAAGGGCAGAUGGUCAUGGAAUUCCAGAACUUUUGGAGGCAAUUUUGCAGUUACUGCCCCUUGAUGCAUUUGUACCAUCACCAGCUAUGGUGAUGGAGCUGGUUGAUGAACAUAAGAAAGCAAAGCUACCAACACUAGUGUGGGAUAAAUUCCAAGCACUCCUGGAUGCAGCAGAAGGCAAAACAGUCAAAAUAGAGCAGAUUGAGAGGUUUGCAUUCUAUGAGAGAGCCAAAAAAGCUUUUGCUGUUGUGGCAACAGGUGAGAAGGCAUUGUAUGGCAACCUCAUCCUGAAGAAAGGAGUGAUAUCCUCCGGUCAGUAGCCUUUGACCUCUGCUGUGGUUGCACAUUGACAGCAUUUCUUAUAGCCGUCCAGUCAAGAUGCAGAGGGAAGUCAUAUUAUUUGGGUGGUCUUGAAUUGAUCAGUACAAUAUAUACUGAUAGGAGCUUCUUGUUGAGGGCAAUUGGCAAUACCUUGCUGCUCCGUCUUAUUUGAGAGUACAAACAGUAACCAAUUCAAUCAAGACACAUAUUUUGCAUGUUCAUUUUAACUGGUUGUUUUAAAAUAGUUCCAGUUUAUUUGCCAGGUGACAAAAAGUGGUCCUUGAAGUUGAACUAAAAUUCAUAAAAUUGAGAAAAAUGAAAUGUGUCGUCGAUACACAGCUGUACCUUACAUGUAGGUGUAUUUGAUCUUCAGUGUACAAUGUAGACUUAUAUUGCACUUCCUGAAUGUGAAUGGUGAGGUCAUUUGUGUUAAAGAGCAGGACAUCCUACAUUUAUAACUUCCGAGUCAAUUAGUACCAGCAUCCAAUAUUGCACUUUGUAAAAGUCACAUUUCAUGCUUGAAUUCAAAAGUAUUGUAAUUCCUUUGAAACCUGAGAAGUACUGCUCGACUUCCCUGUCUGCAGCUAAGAACUUUCCUUUUCUAAAAUUGUAAAACCAGCAAUGUUUCAAACUCUAGCUUCUUACCCAUAUGUAUGCACAGUGUACCCCACUCAAAUGCCCUUUGUUAAACUCUAUUGCAGAUCCCUUCCUUUACUCACAUUUAAUCCCAUUUAGUUUCUGUGAUUUUGAUUUACAAAUGCAUGCGUCGUGAAACUGUUGUAGUCUAUCUCCAAACAUUACUUAGCGAAUAUCAUCCAUCGAGAACUCCUCGUCCAGGCAACAGAGAUCUUCCCUCUCCAUAUCUAGUUUUUACUAAUCCAUAUGGUCAGCGUGCCUUCCAAUUCCCUGUACCUGAACAACCUGCCUUAACACAUCAAAAACUGUCCCAACCUAGGACAAUUUAAACUUCAACUUAAAACUGUUCACUCUCUUUUAUAGUGCACAGUCUUAAUUGUAUUAUGCACUAUUUAAGAAGUUUUGGUCACUAUUUUUAUAUUAUGGGUUUUGCCCUUACCCAACGUAUAUAUAGAUAUUUAUAAACACUGUAUACUCAGUGCUUGUCUGAUAUGAGAG